AUGAAAAAGUAUGAAUAUUAUUACGAUGUUGACAAAAUAUUGAUUUCACUCACUGAAAGUCUGGGCACUUUAAGUGUUAACGCAACCUUGUUUUCUCAAACAAUGUCAUCAAACACAGAAAGCCCUCCCAAUCAAUCUCCAAAAAUAAUUUUGGACAGCGAAGGAAAACCUCUUAAACCCUGUUGUGCAUGUCCAGAAACACGUCUCAAGCGUGAUCAGUGCGUUCUAAUGUAUGGCGAGGAAAUGUGUGCAGAUGUGAUCAUGGAGCAUAAAGAAUGUUUGAGAAAACUUGGUUUUGCUGAUUCUUCUGAUCAAAAGCCCACAGCUCGAUUCCGUGUUACGGGUUCAAUGCUUCCUAAUUUAGUAGGUCGCGAUGUAUGUAUAGUUGGGACUGCUCUUCGUGUUGCCCCUUCAGGACAAAGAAUACAUAUACGCUGCGCAGAUGGGCGGGAAAUCGAUUGCAAUCUCCUCUCGCCUCUUCAGGCUUCUCCAGAAAAUCGAGUUAUAGAAGUGCAAGGUCGCGUAAGCAAUGUGCAAGGUACAGAAAUCAAUGCUACAGCGGAACCGGUCGUUUUCUCCCAGGAAGCAAGUACAAAGUUUGACAGCGAUUUAUAUUCACAAGCUAUCCAAAUGACAGCUCAGUUCGAUCAGUUUUACAUUCAACCAAUGGAAGCAUAA
Schistosoma guineensis is the source of this 678-nucleotide messenger RNA. NCBI's taxonomy places the organism in Eukaryota, Metazoa, Platyhelminthes, Trematoda, Strigeidida, Schistosomatidae. The record is from the annotation of a GenBank genome assembly.